Nerophis lumbriciformis (worm pipefish) is the source of this 996-nucleotide messenger RNA. The record is from RefSeq and is a predicted model, not a curated record. Lineage: Eukaryota; Metazoa; Chordata; Actinopteri; Syngnathiformes; Syngnathidae.
AUGAAGGAUCGCCGCGGCCGCACAAGGAAGUCGGUGCGAUCUCGCUUACGAGACAUUUACAGGGAGGUUUUUGACGUCGAAGAGUGUAAAAAAAACAAAAACAAAAACUUUUUAAACAGCUCAUUCCUGGCUGAAAGGACAUCAAGGUCAACACGCCGAGGGAGAGUCUUCGCGCUCGACUUGGUUCCUGUCCGCCAACUUUCCGGACGCGGAGCAUGCGGGACUGCAACAACAGUGGGAGGUGUCCUGUCCCUCACGCGUGUGCUCAGGCUGAUCAAAGAGGAGGUCUCGUAUAAAAAGGAGGCCAAGCAGCAGGAGGAGAAGAUCGAGCAGCUGAAAGCGGAGGCGGCUGACAGUUACCUCAUCAAGCAACACACGGAGAGCUUGAAGGAGACCAUCAUGAUGGUCCCAGACACCCGACGCCGCCUGACCGUUGCACACAACGACCUGCAGCAGCUACUGGAAGCGGAGGAAGAGUUGGCGGAAUCUGCGGAAUACCAAGAAGCCAAAGACAUGUUGGACUCGGUCAAGUUGGAAACCUAAAUUCUGUUGUCACUUGCUUCAAACGCUCAUUCCUUAUUACAUGCAUAAUUAUUAUGAAUGUGAUGUUUGUUUGAUCUCCAAACCUCUCCACUAUUAAUGCAACUUUCGUACCAUAAAACAUAGUUUUAGUCAUUAUUGUUUUGUCACACAAAUACACUGACACACUCCUGUCUAAUCUGAAAUACGGAUUAAAAUACAAUUUGCUUGUUGCUAGGCAGAAUUCAUGUGGGAACCCACCGUUUGUAAUUGAAAAAGACAAGGAGAAUGCUUCCUAGUCAAGCCUUUUUUCUCAGCACAGCGCCACCUGCUGCAUGAGGUUAGUGUUUGUCCCUCACACACACACACACAAAAUGAUCCCAUUGUACUUUUUUUUAUUUUAUUGCUCUCUGUCAAUUCAAAUGAUUGUAUGUUGUCACAUUUGCUCCAAAAAAACCCAAAGUGGAAGAAUGUCUC